This is a messenger RNA of Mollisia scopiformis, 571 nucleotides long. RefSeq lists its product as uncharacterized. The record is from RefSeq and is a predicted model, not a curated record. Lineage: Eukaryota; Fungi; Ascomycota; Leotiomycetes; Helotiales; Mollisiaceae. Bases 4 to 372 code for a protein of 122 amino acids. The transcript has 2 exons.
ACUAUGCCCCAUGCCCGUUUAAUUCCAGACAUCCAAACUCCAAAUCCAACACCGCCCUCGCUCCCAAAUCUUCCCAACCCCAGCCAAACGCCGACCCAUAUUGUACAACCCCUCCGCUCACUUCCUUACUCUCCUCCACCCAUCCUAACACCCCCCGACCUCAUAAUCCUGACACUCAUAACACCUCGCAUUCUCAUGCCUACACCCCAUACAAACCCCCCUCUCGCCCUCAUAAUCGAUCCUAUUCGUAGUCUGGCACUUGCAACAAAGCCACUCCCAGCCGCCCUUCUUAAAAUGCGCCGUAACCACGUGACUAGAACUGAUUUUCUCCGCGACGGCUUGCACCAUAUCUUCUCCGCGUACGAUGGAUGACUUGGAUUUAAACUUAUGUUUUGAUUUCGGCUUCGACAUAAUUUUCGUGUUGUGAUAAAUGUUAUAAAGUAUCGAAAUGCAUGGACGAUGCGCCGUGAAUCAUUAAUACAAAGACUGAAUCACCAGUACAAAGGAAACAGAGAAUACUUUAUGAAUGUCUAAAGGGCGAAGGAAACGAGUCACGAGCAACAACCUCUUU